This is a messenger RNA of Lontra canadensis (Northern American river otter), 873 nucleotides long. RefSeq names its product goosecoid homeobox 2 (gene GSC2). Bases 1 to 615 code for a protein of 204 amino acids. NCBI's taxonomy places the organism in Eukaryota, Metazoa, Chordata, Mammalia, Carnivora, Mustelidae. Gene Ontology annotation, molecular function: DNA-binding transcription factor activity, RNA polymerase II-specific; RNA polymerase II cis-regulatory region sequence-specific DNA binding. Gene Ontology annotation, cellular component: nucleus. The transcript is spliced from 3 exons. The record is from RefSeq and is a predicted model, not a curated record. Gene Ontology annotation, biological process: regulation of transcription by RNA polymerase II.
AUGGCGGCGGCGGGGGGCGCAGCGAGCCGCAAGGGCCCCAGACGGCCCUGCCCCUUCUCCAUUGAGCACAUCCUCUCCAGCCUGCCCGAGCGGAGACCCCCGGCACGGGCCGCCCGAGCGCCGCCGACCGCCGGCCGCCAGAGCCCCGCGGAGCCCGGGGAGCCCGGGGCGCCCGAGGCCGCUCCCUGCGCCUGCUGCUGCUGCUGCGGGCCCCGCGCGGCGCCCCGAGGGCCCCCGGAGCCGGCCGCCGGGCUGGGCGCGCGGCUGCCGUGGCCGCUGAGACUGGGCCCCGCCGCGCCCUUGCCCUUGGCCGCGCCCACUGGAGGUUCGGGGGCGCUGCCCGGCGCGGGCGGCCCCGGGCCGCAGCGGCGCACGCGGCGCCACCGCACCAUCUUCAGCGAGGAGCAGCUGCAGGCGCUGGAGGCGCUCUUCGUGCAGAACCAGUACCCCGACGUGGGCACGCGCGAGCGCCUGGCCGGCCGCAUCCGCCUGCGCGAGGAGCGCGUGGAGGUCUGGUUCAAGAACCGCCGGGCCAAGUGGCGACACCAGAAGCGCACGUCAGCGACCUCGAGGCUCCUCCCCGGAGCCAAGAAGGCCCCAAAAGACAGCUCCUGAUGGCCCUGGUAGCCAUUCCUGGUCUUGUCCGCGUCUUCGGGGGGCCGACUAGGAGAGAGGACAGAUCUACCCGAGAUCGAGCUGAGAGAGGACACCAGCCUCUUCCCAUCUGUCUGCAGGACUUCCGGCUUCUGGAGCUAGUGCUCAAGGCAGGAGCGGGCUGCUGAAGUGUGUGUCCCCCCGCUCCCCAUCUGCCUUGUCACCUGCCCCGGGGAAAGGAGGGAACACUGAGCAUCUCCAUGUGCUCUCCUCUGCAGU